AGCGACUGAUGGAGGUCAAGUCAGGGGUUCCAAAUCAGUCUCUCCUACAUCACCUGGUCAAGGCCAUCCACGACAAGGAUGACUCGAUCCUCAAAUUCAUCCCAGAGAUGGGGCAACUGGACAAGAUCACACUGUCCACUUUGGUUGAGAUAAAGGAUGAGAUAAACAAGUUCAAUAAACAGCUGAGUAAAUUUAUGAACCACCUGGUCACCGCUAACAUCAAGCUGAGACAAAGGUUCCACAUGUUUAUAGAGGAGGUGAAGUUAGAGCUUUUAACCAUACAAAGUGCUACAAAUCAGCUGAAAACCUUGACCCUGAAAAUGGCAAACUUUUUCUGUGAAGACCAAUAUAGUUUUGACCUAGAGGCCACACUUCAGUGCUUACACCGCUUCUGUAAACAAGUCAAGCGGUGCCAAAAUGAUAAUGCUACUUUUAACAAACAAAGUCAGCUUGCGAAGAAGAAAAAUGACCAGAUUAAAUUCCACGUAAAGAACAGAUUUUUGGCCUUGGAGUUUGGAAGAGAUGCAGGGGCUAGUUCCUCUAUUCUGGAAGACAAACACAAAGUGUUGGAAAAGAUUCUGGAUGACCUUCACCAUGGAAACUUCCAUCCUGUGGUGAAGUCAGAGGUCGUGACCCCUGACAAUGAUAUUGAGGCUCUGGAGUUCAGUAACAUCAGCUUCAUUGGUAGUCCUGUCAGCAGACGACCUGUGUCAGAGGUCAUGGAUGAGGAUUUCCUGACCCCGACACUCAAACAUGUCAAUAUCAGGACCAGCUCUGCUGACAUACUGUCAGAUGAGCCUAAGUUUGAGCAGGAGCUGAUCACAACUAAAGAGGCUUCCCCGGAAAUAAUGGGUGACCUUCCCCUCAUUGCAAAGCGUGUAGAGGAACUGAAGGUCACAGGGAAGAGGCGGAGUCACAGCCGUAGUCGUAGCGACCUGACGGACUCCAUUCUGAUCACGGAGAAGUGGAUGAAGUAUGAGGAGUUGGUGCACCAGGAGUCGAUGCAUGAGGAGGGAGCCGCUCCGCUCGCUGAGCCAGAGAGCAUGUGCAACAUUACGUCCCUAAAUCUGGAAAACAAUGGAAAGUCUGUGGACCUUGAGGAUGUGAAGUAUUACGAGGAGCAGCAGAAGUACGAUUACGCAGAGAAUGUCUGCUGUGUGCAAGAAGGUCCAGUUCUCAAGAUACCAUCAGAAAAGAUGCAUGUUGGGAACAUGGAGUGCAAACCAAAACCGGAGAGAAAAUCUUCUGUCAGUAAUUUCUUCACGAAGAUUUCCAGGGCAGUGCUGAAACCUAGGAACACACCAGAGGCGGAGGCUCACAAAGGGAAGAAGGAGAAAUUUGGGAUGUUUGGAAGGAGGAAACCGCUGGCGUCCGAUGACAAAGAGAACAUCCCUUGUAAAGAAAAUAUUGUUACCACAGCAGAGAAAAGAUUUGCUUCCAGAGAGUACAAGAGAUUUAAAAAUGAGAAAUCUCGAGUUUUGAAACAAGUGAAGUAAAUGGCCCAAUCUUACAUUUCAGCCACAAAUGUGUUCCAAAUAAUUUUACACUUUGUUUUUUCCCCAGCCUUUUUAUGAAUUUUUCAUUAUUCCAGUAUUUUAAAAGUAUAUGUUUGUAUUAUUUGUCUUUUCCCCCCUUUAUGACAUAUUAUUUUUUGUGAGCUAAUUUUGUCUCAAGAUAGCAUUU
Molecule: messenger RNA, 1683 nt
Organism: Saccostrea cuccullata (small rock oyster)
Lineage: Eukaryota; Metazoa; Mollusca; Bivalvia; Ostreida; Ostreidae
Exons: 6
Coding region: 9-1496 (495 amino acids)
Source: RefSeq, a predicted model, not a curated record